AUGGACUUUACUCUGACCCUGCUAAAAAGAGACGACGACUCGCUCGAGGCCGGCAAACCGGCGUCGACGUCCCAAGUUUUGACCGCGUUUGUGACGAAUUCCAUCUUCUUUAGCGCUUUCAUCCUUGUGUUCAUUUUGCUAAGAAUGAAACUGAAACGUGUGUAUGAGCCCAAAUCGUCUUUCGAUCUGAUCAAUGACGAGAAAAAACCUGAACCUUUACCGCGCGGCCCCUGGCAAUGGCUUUUACCCCUGCUGAAAAAAUCCGACAAUUUCAUCAUACAGCAAGCGGGAAUCGACGGCUAUUUCUUCCUCAGAUUUCUCUUGAUCAUCUCGAUGUACUGUUUUGUGUCCCUCGUUUACGUUUUGCCCAUACUUUUGCCCGUGAACGCUGCGAAUGGUGUCAAACACAGCGGGUUCGACAUGUUGGCAUACACUAACGUGAUCAAAAAGCCCCGUUACUAUGCACAUGUUUUUGUUGGUUGGGUAUUCUACUGGGGAUUCUUAUUCGUGAUAUAUCGCGAACUGGUCUACUACACUUCAGUACGUCAGGCGGUUCUUUCAUCUCCAAGAUAUGCGCGGAAACUGUCUUCGCGGACCGUGAUGUUCCAAUCUGUGCCCGAAAAAUACUUGCUGGAAUCCGAAUUUCCCAAGCUAUUCGUCGGUGUAAAGAACGUAUGGAUCGCAAGAGGUGCAGGCCAACUCGAGAAGAAAGUCUCGGAGCGGGACGCUAUGGCCAUGCAGCUCGAAGCAGCAAUGACAAAAUAUUUGAAAACUGCGGUUAAAAAAAUUGCCAAGCUGAAGAAGAAAAAUCCAGAUUACGUACCUUCCACCGACAUUGCACAGUAUGUGCCACAAAACAAAAGACCAACCCAUCGCCUCAAAUUUUUGAUCGGAAAGAAAGUCGACACCAUCGACUUUCUGAAAGAGGAACUUCCCAAAUUGAACGCCGAUAUUAUUGAACUUCAAUCCAAUCACGAUGAGGCCAAGCCUUUCAACUCUGUAUUUGUUGAAUUUGAGUCUCAAUACCAUGCUCAGAUUGCUGUGCAAAGCACCAUUCAUCACGAGCCUUUGAAAAUGACACCUGCUUAUGCAGGUAUUCGUCCACAAGACAUCGUUUGGUUCAAUACAAGAAUGCACUGGCUCGAACGCACGAUUAGAAAAUUUGGGGCCGUGGCAGCCAUUAUUGCGCUCAUCAUUCUAUGGGCUUUCCCAGUUGCUUUUGUUGGCCUGAUUUCUAACAUCAACUACUUAACGGAUAAACUUCCGUGGUUGAGAUUCAUAUAUCAUCUUCCAGAACGACUAAUGGGCCUUUUGACAGCAAUGGCACCUACCAUAGCUUUAGCAGUUCUCAUGAUGCUGCUCCCCAUAAUCAUAAGGAAAAUGGCUCUGGUUGCUGGUGCUCCAUCCGUUCAACAUAUAGAGUACUUCACUCAGCAAGCGUUUUUCGGAUUCCAAUUUGUUCAAGUGUUUUUGGUUACCACAAUUGCUUCGUCUGCAACCUCGGUGGUCACGCAAAUUGUGAAAGACCCCACUUCAUCAAUGAGCUUGCUGGCGACAAACUUACCGAAAUCUUCCAACUUUUACGUUGCAUACAUUAUGUUACAGGGUCUCACGGUUUCGUCGGGUGCAUUACUACAAAUUGUUUCAUUGAUUUUAUUUUAUGUGCUAGGCUAUCUGCUAGAUGGUACUGCGAGAAAGAAGUGGUCCCGGUUUACCGGGCUUGGAAGCAUGCAAUGGGGUACCACAUUCCCAGUCUACACCAAUUUGGCGGUUAUUGUGUUCUCUUACGCUAUAAUUGCACCCAUUAUUUUACUGUUUGCCGCUGUUGCUUUCCUUUUGCUUUACGUCGCGUACCUUUACAAUUUGACUUAUGUGUUUCAAGAAUCUGCUCCUAUGCGUGGGAUCUGCUACCCAAGAGCCUUAUUUCAAACAUUUGUUGGUUUGUACGUGGGUCAAAUCUGCUUGCUGGGUCUUUUUGCAGUAGGCAAAGGUUGGGGUCCCAUUGUUCUUCAAGUGGUUUGUAUUGCUGUUACCGUAUUCAUUCACCUCAAUUUCAAUAUCGCAUUUGACAAUUUGAUGCAAGUGGUGCCAAUGGACACUAUGAAGCCACUUGACGGUAAAUCCAAUACGCCGUCAUUUGUUAAUAAACCGGGCAGCCAAGACUCUAAAGAAGGUGUGAAACAACUUCCGCACUUCCCUAUCCGGAAGUACCAGCCCCGGUCUUCUUUGCACCUUGACCAGAACACAAAGAGUUUGAGAAGCGAAAACACUUUCGAAGUCAAUGCUACGAUGGCAUCUGACAAUGAAAACAAUCUUGCCACGGUUCCACUAUUGGCAGACGGUGAAGAGACGUCUAUACCUGCGGCACCAUUUUGGAAAAGAUAUUUUCAACCUCACAUUUACCUCUCUUAUAAAGUCGCGCGCAGUAUCCUACCUGAAAUUUACAAUUUGCCCGAUCCAGAGGACACUACAGAUGCAGACGCCCUCAAGAACGCCUACAACUACCCUGCGGUCGGUGCCAAGUGUCCUAUGAUGUGGGUUCCUCGCGAUCCAUACGGAUUUUCAGACACUCAAUUAACGCUCUUGGGAUCAGAUAUCCCAAUGUCUGACGAAGGUGCAGGUUUUGAUGAAAAGGGCAAUAUCAUUUGGACUUCAGCACCACCAUCUUAUGAGGCGGCCAUGAAAGAGAAAAAUCCUUUUGAGGAAGAAGAAGAGAACGAAGCGUUCUGA
Lachancea mirantina is the source of this 2730-nucleotide messenger RNA. Lineage: Eukaryota; Fungi; Ascomycota; Saccharomycetes; Saccharomycetales; Saccharomycetaceae. The record is from the annotation of a GenBank genome assembly.